CAGCCUUUAAACGGUUUCAUAAAGCCGGUUCAGAUGUGUUUAAAUAAGCUCGUAAAUGUGGUUCGCUGUUAUAUACAUGUAUUAUAAUGUUUGACAGGAAAAAAACGAACACUGACGUUAACAAACAACCGGUACACAGCACAGCACAGACUCCCAACUCAGAUUGUACCUGGGUACACAAAACCAAAAAAAGUUUUAUGUCGUGAGGCCGUGAGGCCCGUGAGGCCAAACGGGAAUUGGAUCGACGUCGCGGGAAAAUGAGAGUCAACAUCGGCAGGGCAUUCGCCUCAUGGAGAGACCUUCGUUUGGUUUUAGAGAUCAAAUCCGACCCCGAGCUGGCUUUCCUAUUAUUACACAGUUACCUUCGGACCAAGUCAGAGAGUCGACCUGAGCGGCCGAGCCUCGAAAAGAGUUCUUCUACUGAAACCUGGGAAUGUCUCCUCUAAGACCGUAAGCUGCCCCUUCUGAAUGUGUGCUGAAAAACAUCCGGUGUUUUUAAACAGCCCUGGCUCUAGAAAUGGGAAAUACAUGCAGUGGAUCGGCGCGGUCCAUUCCAGCCAAUCAUGGGGUUCGUUCAUGCUCAUGCACAGGAGGUGGGACGGUAUGAAGGGAAGCAGUGGGAGCGAGAGACGGAUAUUCCGGGGCAUGCUAGUGGAGGGACAGAGCUGAGAAGGGCUAAUGGGAGACAAACAGCCAAAGCGGAUACGGACAGACGAAUAUAAAUGUAAAAAGAAAGGCUAUGAUAAGGCCAGGGGGAAGACCCGCGUCAACCUUGGUGCGGCUUUCCAGCGAUGGAGGGACCUCCGGGAGCGGAAAGGCCUGAAAACAGACGAGGAGGUUGCUCUGUUUCUGCUUGAUAGUGAAAGUGUGCAUUAUGAAUACCCAUUAAUGAUGAGUUCACCAAAUGAAGACGAACAGGAAACAUGUGCUGCUCCUUCUGUCAAGUCAUCUGAAAAUGGAAAGGAGCCAGGGAAAAAAGUUGCUGCUUGUCAAAGACCAAAAAGUCAAGACGAGUGGACGACGUCCAAACAGUCAGAAAAUAAAGAAAAUAGAGAUAUUCAAGAAGAUGAGGAUGAAGAAUUCUGCACCUCUUUAAGUGUGGGAGACGGACGUUACCUGGUGGACUUGGGAAGUUCCUCAGAGUUCAUUGUUGAUGAAGAGUGCAUCCUCCAGCUGUUCAGGUCAUGUCGGGAAUGCAACAGAAAAUGUACAGUUAGAAAAUACACCGAAGGACUAAAGCUUGUUGUUAACCAGGCAUGCUCUUUCUGUCCAAGCCGCUGUAAAUGGACUAACCUGCCAGAUGAGAAGGAUGACGCUGAUAGUGGUUUCCAGAUCAAUGGAAAAGAUACAGCGUAUGGACAGACCAACACAGCAAUGUCGCUAAGCAGUAACACUAGCUGAGACAGUGUCACAUCUGAAACGAUGGACCUGGUUGCAAGGAGAUUGCGCUGAACCAGGAACACGCUCCAUCUGUGUUUUAACCUGUGAUGUUGUGGACAAAGCAACUGGACUUCUGGACAUUCUGCUGCUUUUCUCUGAAAUGUCAUCACGCCAUCAUCAAAGUCUCAGCAUUUUCUCCCCCUCACUUAUUGAUGAUGAUGCCAUCACGUGUUUAAAGAACAAUCUGAUGCAAACUAGAGGGUGGUUAACUCAGCUUGCAAUGGUUGUCUGAUGACAUCGCACACACUGCUGUUGUGAAGAAUACAUGAUUCUGACUGGUAGGUCAGACUGAGGUAUGGUGAAAUGACUACUGGUGGUCAGGAGUGGGGCCAUUGCAACAAACUACAGGUUGUAACAGCAAAGAUGGACUGCUCAAAGUUAUCAUCCGUGUGCCUGUAGGAUUUGUAGUUCAACAAUACACAUUUGCCUGAACAAGGAUUUCUUAAAAUGUUCAAGCUAUAUUGUAAAUUGUUCAAAUGACUCAUUCUCCUCAGUGUUAGUGGUUAAACCGCCCUCUUUACACCUGGCAUUAACAUUCAGUGUUUAUGUGCAAAUGUUUUUUGCACAUGUUUGUUGUGAAGUUCAUCCAGGCCCACCUAACUUGUUUGUGCAGUGUGUACAGAAUUACAAUAACAAGAACACUAAGGUACCAGUGGAGAUGCAUGUGAAUCAGGUGUUUUUAUAAAGAUAAUGUAACUGGACACAGAUGACAUGUUAAUAUCAGGUGUAAAUGGGACCCAUAUUUUCACCACAGCAUUUGAUAAAUACCUGAUACUUUGUUUUUGAUAGUCUUUGGUCAAGUGUAUUAAAAUAAGAUUAAAUCUCAAUAAAAUACACCUCAUGCAAA
Messenger RNA from Lates calcarifer (barramundi perch), 2287 nucleotides. RefSeq lists its product as uncharacterized. The transcript is spliced from 7 exons. The record is from RefSeq and is a predicted model, not a curated record. Bases 679 to 1401 code for a protein of 240 amino acids. NCBI's taxonomy places the organism in Eukaryota, Metazoa, Chordata, Actinopteri, Centropomidae.